Molecule: messenger RNA, 873 nt
Organism: Bursaphelenchus okinawaensis
Lineage: Eukaryota; Metazoa; Nematoda; Chromadorea; Rhabditida; Aphelenchoididae
Source: the annotation of a GenBank genome assembly
AUGAGACAUCGGAAGGAAAAGAAAACUGGGGUUUGUUACAAGUGUCGGAAGGAGGUAGGUUCAUAGUUUUCGCGUAGUAAUAAGUGAUUAAAGUAAUAUAUUUUUAAAGUAAUACGUUAUAUUAUAAUAUAUAUUCAAAACAUAAGAUUAAACUAAGGUUACAUAGCCAAAAUCAGUUUUUUUCAAAAGCAAAAACCGAUGAUUUUUAAAAAUCUAGUACUUUUUCAAGUUCAAAAGUAUAGGUAACAAACCCCCUUAAAACAAACGAAAAUGUUUAAAGAGCUUUAUUUUACGUAUGUAUAAUACCAAAAUAAAUAAAGUUACAGAAUGUCACAAACUGCAAAAAUAUGUACAAAAAUUCAGGUUUCGUGUUAGGUGGUUAAAUAUAUAAAUGUUAGACAUUCAUUCAAGUUUUUAAGGUCAAAGUAAAUUGAGGAUAAAAGUGAAAAAGUGAAGUUAUACUCCAGAGGUAUACAGUAGGACACAAGGCACCAAAGAAGGGUUUACAUAUAAACAUAUAUGGCAACACUUUUUUUAAAAGGGGAACAAAUAACCUUUAUGGUAGUUUUAGGAGAACCUUUAUGAUACUUAUAGAACAAAACCUUCAAAAAUUAAACAAAAAAUUAGGAGUAACCCCCAAUACAGUAGUCUACUUAUCUAAAAGAGCUAACAGUAAUCUAUUUUCAGCGACAUGUGCAAGAUAUAGCUACCCUUGCACUGAAACAAUCCAAGGCCAACGACUGGUCUACAUCUCGCUACAUUCUCCAAUCAGUUCUCUGGAUCACCACCAUCUUCCUCUUCUACAUUACCUACAAGCGCGACGUCGUCUGCCCUCAACUCCACCAUCCACCCAAUACCUCGCUGCCCGUCUAG